UCCGUUCAUUGUAGACACUGUGAUACGGUGUAUAAGUACAACACAACAACAACUCCAAUGAUGUACCAUUUAAACAACGUUCAUCCGACCGUGGUUAACAACAAUGAAUCCUACUCUCAACCCACCAUCACCUCAGCGUUAGCCCGGAGGAGCUGCGAUGCACGCCGGGCAGAGAAAAUCACAGAUUGCAUCUGCAGAAUGAUUCAAACGGAUAUGCUGCCCAUAAGUGUCGUCGAUGGAAAAGGUUUUCAAGCUGUGAUUAAUUUACUCGAACCAGCUUAUCAUAUUCCGUCACGGCGUACCAUCACCAGGCUCAUAGAAACUCAAUACGGGGAGCGAAAGCAGGAGCUGCUAACAGAGUUAGCCACAGCGGACCGCGUUGCUAUAACCACGGACUGUUGGACCGCUUUAACAGCUGAGAGCUAUAUGACAAUCACCUGCCACUAUAUUUGCAACAACUGGCAAAUGAAUUCAGUGGUGCUGCUCACUGAAAGCCUUCCAAGCAGGCACACAGCCGACCUUCUCGCUGAGAAGAUGAAUGAAGCGGUAGAGCAGUGGGGAUUUGAAGGCCGCGUUAUCGCCUGCGUCCACGACAACGCGGCCAACGUCACGGCUGCCAACAGUCCCACCAGAGUCAGCUGGGUUUCCGUUGCCUGCUUUGCACACACACUUCAAUUAGCCAUAAAUGACGGAAUUUCUCUGUACUUGCAUCGGGUAAUCUCUGCAGCUGGCAGACUCGUUGGCCACUUUAACCAUAGCACUGUGGCAAGCAAUGCGCUGAAGAAGAAGCAGGAGCAAAUGGGUCUCGCAACCCACCGCCUCAUCCAAUCGUGUAAAACGCGGUGGAACUCAGUCUGUGAGAUGUUCGAUCGGCUGGUGGAGCAGCGGUGGGCUGUUGUUGCUGUCCUCUCGGACAGAACCGUGACCAAGCUACAAGAUGCCAGGGUCCUGGAGCUGAAGGAGGAAUAUUGGCAGCUGAUGGAGGAGACACAGCCAGUGUUAGGAGCACUUAAGUGUGUCACAACUGCCAUGUCUGCCGAGAAGGACGUUUCCAUCUCAAACGUUUAUCCCGUGACCUUCAGUCUCAUCAACACCCAUCUCAUGCGGAGAGAAGGAGACAGUACCAGAGUCACCGAAUUCAAGACCAAAGUGAAGUCCUCCCUCAGCAACAGAAUGAAGGUUCAGUCUGACGAGUUUGUGUCAUCCGCCCCCAUGAUUGCAUCAAUGCUGGACCCUCGUCACAAGCAUUUGAGCUUUCUUCAACCAACACAGAGAGUGAUUUCCAAUGCAAAACUGGUUGAACUGGGAGAGGGAAUUGACGCGGGUCAGGCGGCUAACCCACGGGCUGGGGGAAACGAGGCCGCGCUGUCUGACCCGUGCCAGAAGAGCGCCGUUGCUGCCACCACGCACGCUUCUGCAAUGGCACUUCUCCUCGGGGAGCAAUACACAUCCACCCAGUGCGACACUGGUAUUGAGACAGAAGUUCAAAACUUUUUGAGGGAAACACCUCCACCCCUCCAUUGCAGCCCUAUAGAGUGGUGGAAAAUAAAUGAUGGAAAGUUCCCCAGGCUGGCCAGGUUAGCGAGACAGUACCUCUGCAUCCCCGCAACCUCGGUGCCGUCGGAGCGGGUUUUCUCAGCUGCGGGGCUGACGGUCACUAGGCUGCGGUCACGCCUCACCCCCGAGCAUGUGAACAUGCUCAUUUUUCUUAACAAAAAUCAGUAGGUUGAAUCUCCCUCUCGUCUUCUCUCAGCGCGGUGCCUUUGGUUUGAUGUUAUACAUUUUGGCAACAAAAAAAGUCAGCCACGAGUAAUAGGCUAUUUUAUUUAUUAAAUUAUUUUUAGUUGAAAUGAUGCUUUUUGUUUUACUUAAUGAUGAUAUGUAUUUAUUAUUUAAGAGAAUGCACCGCUCUUGUUUUCUACCCGACGCCUCCGCGUAUUUUUUUUAAUAAACACAUGCACAUGUAAACUGUAGCCUAUGUUGUGCAAGAGGAUUAUUUGAUUUCAUGUUUAAUUAUUAUUAGUUCAUAUAAUAUUUUUUUAUUAUGUUUAAAAGAGGCGUAAUUGUAUUUGUUUAUUGUUAAAACACCGGCUCUUAUUUUGUUUCAGCCCGACGCCGCAUAUUUUCUCUGCACAUUUAAACUGUGUUGUGCAAACUUGUUAAAGGUUGUAAAAGGUUGAAAUAAAUAUUUUAUUGAGAAAUAACAGGCUGCCUUUGGUAUUUUCAAUCAUGGACAUUUUUAAUAUGAAAUGUUUAGGAUUAAAUCG
Messenger RNA from Centropristis striata (black sea bass), 2267 nucleotides. RefSeq names its product E3 SUMO-protein ligase ZBED1-like. The coding region runs from base 58 to 1725 and encodes 555 amino acids. The record is from RefSeq and is a predicted model, not a curated record. Gene Ontology annotation, molecular function: protein dimerization activity. The transcript is spliced from 2 exons. NCBI's taxonomy places the organism in Eukaryota, Metazoa, Chordata, Actinopteri, Perciformes, Serranidae.